AUGAAAACUGAAAUUCAGAAACUUCUAACGUUACAGAAGUUCUUUAAAAAUGUACAAACUUGUAGAAAUAGAAUAAUAGUAGAUCUAGAAAAACCGAGUAAAAUACUAGUCCAAAAUAUUCACCAUAGUUGGCUGAGAUCAAUUAAUGGGAAGACAACCCAUCAUUUUCCUGUAUAUUUAGAUAAGACUAUUGCUGACAAAUAUACUAAAACUUACUAUGGUAUUAUUAAUCAACACUCAUGUGAUGUAAACCAAAUAGUUUAUGAAGAAAAAGAGAAUGAAUAUGACGUACUCAAUAAAGUUCAACUUAAAUUUGACCUCAUGAUCCCUCAAUCUGAUGUUAUGCAAUAUUUCAUACAGUGGCAAAGAUAUAGAAAAUAUUGGUGGAGUUCUGUGACUACCACUCCCAGCCUGUUUUCCAUAAAUGACAUGAAGCAUGGUGUAGGAAGAUCGGUAGUCAAUAUAAUAGCUAACUUUAAAUGGGGUCAACAGGUUGUAGAAUCUAUUAGUGUAAAUUCUAAUGGAUCAGAUGUAUCACCAGAAAGUAUGGUUAAAAAUACUUCCUGUCUCACUUGUACGAUGGGAUUAGAAACAGCAUUUGUAACUAUCCUCUUGGAUGGACUUUCAAACGCUACCAAGGAAGAAUAUCUUAGACUUCACAACAAAAUGGCGCCUUAUAAAAUAUCAUUUGCAUUAGAUAGCCAAGAACCUAAAGUGUUAAAUACACUUAAAGAGUUGGCUCAACUCCUCUUCCAUAAACUAAAAUCAAAGGAAUUAUCAGCUUGGCUGCCUAGUUUUACACUGCCAAUACAAGCACAGGUAAAAGAAAAUCUACAUUUGGGCGUAACAUAUACAGCAAUUUUGAAUGAGAAUACGCUAUCAAAUGGAAUCUUUCACUUAUUAAAUAGCAGUACUAUGCUAAAAGAACAAGUACAUGUGGCUGAUUUCGAUAGUUAUGCAGCAUUACUAUGUAAAAAAUAAAAUAUCAAUUUUCAUAUAAUUUGUAUUAAGUAAAUGUCCAUUUUUAUAUAAUUAAACAUUUGACAGUCAAGAUGAAAACAACCAAUUAGUUCACUUUAAAAUUUUAAUUCUUAUUGCAAGAAAUUACAUUAGAAUCUUAUAGGCUAUAUUUAAAGGAAAUUAAAUGUUUGAUCUACAUUACAAUAUUGCGUAAUCAAUUAAACCAAAUGUAGAAUAAAAAAAAAACCUCAUAAUUCAUA
Messenger RNA from Vanessa atalanta (red admiral), 1220 nucleotides. RefSeq names its product DNA polymerase subunit gamma-2, mitochondrial (gene DNApol-gamma35). The transcript has 6 exons. NCBI's taxonomy places the organism in Eukaryota, Metazoa, Arthropoda, Insecta, Lepidoptera, Nymphalidae. Bases 1 to 981 code for a protein of 326 amino acids. The record is from RefSeq and is a predicted model, not a curated record.